GCUCAUGUUGCUGGCACUGUACAUCCACGAGGUGGGAUCUGGGACGAGGCCCAGGUGCCGUCUUAUUAUGGUACGUGUGUAGUCCUCGAUGAGCACCCUUUGUCGAUCAUCGACGAGCAAUCGAGCAUGCAUGGCUGCAACCACGGCCCGUUCAAGCUGGUCAUCGGCUUUGAUAUCCUCGCCUGCCCUGCGCAGGGGAGCACCGCACCUGAUCACAGCUCGCCCUGGAGACUGGUCUCGAUCGCCGCUAGCCAUGACCGCCUCUUUAGAGUUUGCUGGUGACAGGACGCCGCGGCAAGUGGUCAGCACCCCGACAGACAGGCAAGAUGAGGGCGUGCCAAUGGUGAUGAUGCAAAGCGUCGAUGAGCAGCCGGGUCCACUUUUCGUAGCUGGCCAGCCCUGGCGGGCGGGCAAGACCUUUUGGACCCUGCCGAGCUGCCACUCCUCCACCCGUCUGAUCCUUAGUGAGACUCUUGACAUCACCACGACGUUGGUGGCUCGCGUUGCCCUGGAUCUAGCAAUGCACCUGGUCUCUCCUCGUGCUUAA
This is a messenger RNA of Microdochium trichocladiopsis, 547 nucleotides long. RefSeq lists its product as uncharacterized. The coding region runs from base 89 to 547 and encodes 152 amino acids. NCBI's taxonomy places the organism in Eukaryota, Fungi, Ascomycota, Sordariomycetes, Xylariales, Microdochiaceae. The transcript has a single exon. The record is from RefSeq and is a predicted model, not a curated record.